Molecule: messenger RNA, 2214 nt
Organism: Zingiber officinale
Lineage: Eukaryota; Viridiplantae; Streptophyta; Magnoliopsida; Zingiberales; Zingiberaceae
Product: U-box domain-containing protein 18-like
Exons: 1
Coding region: 55-2025 (656 amino acids)
Biological process (GO): protein ubiquitination
Cellular component (GO): nucleus; cytoplasm
Molecular function (GO): ubiquitin-protein transferase activity; protein binding
Source: RefSeq, a predicted model, not a curated record
GAUUUGGAGAGCAGAUCCUAGAUUUGUUGAUUCUAAGUCAAUUUCAGCAUCGCGAUGUCAAAUGCGACUACAGGCAGCCGUAAGAUCUUCAGCCUUCCGGCGGUGACUCCCAGCACCUCCGUCAAUUCCGUGUCUCUCAUCCACGUUCUUUCCCUGCUCGCCGACGACGUCCUCGCCCUCCGCGGCGCCGCCUUCCCCGUACACCGCAAGUACGCCCGCGAGGCGCUCCGCCAGGUCGUCGUGAUCCGCGAGUUCCUUGCCGACGUUGUCGCCGAGGCCCUCCCUGCCUCCGCCUUUGUCGGGCUAGCGGAGCUCCACGUCGCGCUGCAGAAGCUCGGGCAUCUCCUUCGCGACCUCGCCCGCCCUGGUGCCCGUCUCUGGGUGCUGGUUAACUCGGAUCGGGUGUCGAACAACUUCAGAGCGCUGUUCAGAUCCGUGGCCACCGCCCUCGAAGUCCUUCCUCUCGGCGCCGCAUCGCCGGAAGUGAUGGAGCUGGUUCAACUCGUGGCCGAGCAAGCGUGGAAGGCGGAGGGCGGGACCUUGCCGUCCGACGCGCUCGCCGCGCGGAUUGUGUGGUCCGCGCUCGCCCUUUUCGAGAACGGCAUUGAGCCCGAUCCGAUCGAUCUCAAUGAUCUCAUGGAACACUUGCAAAUCAGAAGCUGGUCGGAUUGCAGUGAGGAGAUCACCUUCCUCGAGGACUUAUUCUUCGAUUGCGAAGAAAAUGAAGCAGCUUCAAUAGGUAGCUUGGAGGCGCUCAUGGCCUACUGCCGAGCAACUUUAUUCGACGCCGACGACCACAAUAAGAGAACCGGUGGAAACCAAUUCAAGGCUCUACAUCGACCAGUGAAUCAUGUGAACUUGGACGACCUCCGGUGCCCCAUCUCUCUGGAGCUCAUGCUCGACCCCGUGACGAUCGCCACGGGGCAGACCUACGACCGCGCCUCCAUAUCCAAGUGGCUCAAGUCCGGCUGCCUUACCUGCCCCGUCACCGGCAAGAAGCUCACCGACACCACUUUUGUCUCCAAUUACGCCGUCCAGCAUUUGGUCGAACAGCUCUGCGCCAGCAAGAACCUCUCCUUCCCCGAACCCAAUUCAAAGCAAAAGCGUGAUGGGAGCAAAACUGCGACGCCGCCGAGCUCUGCCGCGGCUGGUGCAAUGAAGAUGGCGGCGGCAUUCCUCGUCCGCAAGCUCGCGUUCCCGACGAGCCUGGAACAGAGGAGGGCCGCGUUCGAGGUCAGGAGGCUAUCGAAAUCCAACGUGUUCAACAGGGCUUGUUUGGUGGAGGCCGGCGCUGUGCCGUGGCUCCUCCAUCUCUCCUCCUCGAUGGACUCGUCAACGCAGGACAACGCGAUGGCGGCGCUGCUGAAUCUCUCGAAGCACCCAAGCGGCGCAAGGGCAAUCGUCGAGGUCGGUGGACUCGGCCUCGUUGUGGACGUCAUCAGACUAACUUUCAAGGUGGAGGCGCAGCAGAACGCCGUGGCCAUCCUAUUCUACCUCUCGUUGGUAGAGGAAUACCGCGCCGCAAUCGGGGAUUUGCCAGAGGCGAUUCCCUUGCUGGUGGAGUUGAUGAGGGAAGGAUCUUACCGUGGAAAGAAGAACGCCAUCGUCACAAUCUUCGGUCUCUCACUCUGUUCAAGCAACCAAGUAAAGAUUUUGGAAUCAGGGGCAGUCCCGGCGCUAAUGGCUCUUCUCUCCGGCCAAGAAAAGGGGAACCUUGCUAACGACUCAAUGGCGGUGCUCGCAAAGAUCGCCGAGCAUCCGGACGGAACGGCGAAGAUCCUAUGCUACGACGGGGCAAUCUCUCGCCUAGUGGAGUUCUUCCGGUCUACGGGGACGUCGCGGUCGGGGAGGGAAAGCUGCGUAUCGGCGUUGUUGUCGCUGUGCGUGAACGGCGGGGCGGAGGUGGUGGAAUUGCUGCGGAGUAUGCCGGUGGUGAUGCCGCCGUUGUACUCACUGGUGACCGAGGGGUCGCCGCAGGCAGGGAAGAAGGCGAGAUCGCUGCUCAACAGAAUACACGAGGUGUGACGCCAAUGGUUUUCACAUUUUGGAGCAUAUAUAUUUUUGUUUUUCUUUAAAUUAAUCAGAUUUAAAUCACUGCUCGUAUUUUAAAAGAGCUGUGAAUUUGAGAGAUUAUAUAAUAUUUAUAAGUAUAUUAAUUGUAUAGAUAUUCUGUAUUUAUAUACUUGAUUGUAAUUUGAUGUAUGAUUUGAAUGC